Molecule: messenger RNA, 1934 nt
Organism: Serpula lacrymans var. lacrymans S7.9
Lineage: Eukaryota; Fungi; Basidiomycota; Agaricomycetes; Boletales; Serpulaceae
Product: putative oxalate decarboxylase/oxidase
Exons: 16
Coding region: 408-1718 (436 amino acids)
Biological process (GO): oxalate metabolic process
Source: RefSeq, a predicted model, not a curated record
GAGAUUCAGAUCACUUACACCAUCCCCAGUUGGUCUUUCUGCUGUGACGUUGAAUCACGAUGCGGCAUCGGCACUUAUCCCGUGGCACUCAACUAGCAUCGGACUCCAUCUCCUUGAGAAAGGCAUGAUGCAUGCAUAUGCGGGUGGGAUUUCCUCGUUUCGUAACCAAUGAAUACACACUCACCAUAUCACACAUUUCCAAUGCCUUGGGCCAAACCUUGGCCAAAGACGUCUCGUAAGCGGCCUUCGCAUUCUAUGGCAGCGCUCCCCUCGCAAGUUGCUCCGUUUCAGGUUCGUGAACGUAACGGAUCCAAAAAAAUAAUCCGAGACAUAUAAAAGCCUGCUACUCUACUUCAUUAUGUCUCCAGUACACUCUCAGCAACCAGUCUACUCAUCUUUUGUUAAAUAUGCGUUCUUGGUGUAUUAUUUCGUCGACUUUGGCCUUCGUUUCUGCCGUUAUCGCUGCUCCAGCUUCCACAGGAGUGGCCUCGGCUCCAGCGAGCACCCCAACAGUCCCUUAUGCUAGCGAUGAUCCUAAUUAUCCUCUGUGGAACGAAACGACUGAAACCACCCCAGAGCCCAUUCGUGGCUCACUUGGAGCAACCAUAAUUGCUCAGCAGAAUGUAGAACUCGACAGACAGAACACAGACUCCUUGGCACCUCCCACUACCGAUAACGGCGAGGUCCCGAACUUCAAGUGGCCUAUGUCCUUGAGUCACAAUCGCCUUGCAACUGGUGGGUGGGCACGACAACAGAAUGUAAAUGACAUGCCUAUUGCGACUGAGCUGGCUGGUGUGGACAUGCGGUUGGAGGCAGGUGCAAUUCGUGAACUUCACUGGCACAGCGCUGGAGAGUGGGCUUAUGUACUGAAAGGCGACCUUCGUGUCAGUACUGUGACUCCGGAAGGUCAAGUUUACCUAGGAGAUGUGUCCGCAGGAGAUCUCUGGUUCUUCCCAGCGGGUAACCCCCACAGCAUUCAAGCAAAGAACACCACUGCUGAAGGAGCAGAGUUUUUGUUGAUAUUUGACAGCGGAACUUUCAGCGAGGACAAUACCUUCCUUCUUACGGACUGGAUGGCGCACAUCCCCAAGGAAGUGAUAGCCAAGAACUUCCAGGUACCUAUGGAAGCCUUCGACCACAUCCCUUCCAGAGAGCUCUAUAUCUUCCCUGGAACUCCCCCCCCUGCGAACAUUGAGCAAGAUAUGGUGGUGCCCAAUGACACGCCUCUCGCCUAUACAUUCCCGUUCUCGCAGGUCAAUGCAACCCAAGCACCAGGUGGUACCUACAAAGUGGCGGACACAAGGACUUUCCCUGCUGCGACCACCAUUUGUGCUGCUGAGGUCACUGUCGAGGUCGGCGGAAUGAGGGAGCUUCAUUGGCACCCUACUCAGCCUGAGUGGACUUACUUCAUCACUGGAGAAGCCCGUAUCACAGCUUUUGCUUCGCUGUCUAAUGCACAGACGACUGACUUUCAAGCGGGCGAUGUUGCUUAUAUUCCUGCUACAUAUGGACAUUACAUCGAAAACACCGGAAACACAACUCUUAAAUUCCUAGAAAUCUUUAAAUCUGCUAUUUUCCAAGAUAUUUCUUUAAAUCAAUGGCUUGCGCUUACGCCUCCUGAACUUGUCAAGGCUCAUCUUGACUUGGACGACGAAACGAUCUCGAAACUCUCGAAAGUGAAGCAAGAAGUCGUCGGCCCUAGCAAAAGUAUGCAGUAGAGGCAGCCACGACCAUGUUUUUUUUUAUUAUUUCUCCACGCUUACGAUUACGACUAUCAUCUCAUCUAAUGACUUUCAGUACUUUGUAACAGUUUAUGGACGUCUAGAGAUGUCUCUUGUGCAUUCCUGGGGAAACGGGUUGUGGACUAUAAUGAAUACAAUCAAUGUACAGCCGUGGAGUAGAUCUCAAUGAAAUUAUUAUGCUUGCUAUUAUUU